Molecule: messenger RNA, 2592 nt
Organism: Arachis duranensis
Lineage: Eukaryota; Viridiplantae; Streptophyta; Magnoliopsida; Fabales; Fabaceae
Exons: 15
Coding region: 1216-2442 (408 amino acids)
Source: RefSeq, a predicted model, not a curated record
UUCUUUCUUUCUGCUUCUCUCUCCGAUCCUGGGGUUUCGUUGCUUCCUAUUCACCCCUUCCUAUGUGAUCUUCAAAGUUUGUUUCUUUUCACUGUUUCACGCUUCCCCUUUUCAAAUUUCUCACCUUCUUCGCCUCCAAAACGGUAGCUCAGCUGAAGAUCCAGGUUUUCCAUAAAACAGCGGCGAAAUUAAAAAUAAAUAAUUUGAUAAAUAAAUAAAAAUAACAACUUUGUUAUAGCUGUCAAUUAUUUUACCUUAUUUAUUUAUUUGAGCUGGUGCUGCUAUGUUCACUGUUUUGAAGUGAAAGUGAAAAACUUUACUCUUGUUUAAGUUUCGAGGAGAAGGAACGUAUCUGAAGAAUGUUGAUUUUAGAUCUGAUUGAAGCGGUCAAUUAAUUGUUGUUACACUCUUAUUUUUUCGGUGCAAGUUAUCGUUUUUCUAUUGCGUGUUUUAAUUCGACUCUUUUUUCUAUUCCGGAGAAAAAAACAAAAACUGGGUUUUUGAUUUAAGGUUUUAGCUCAGUGUUCUUGCCAGCUGUGAGACUUGAGUUUUCUCAUCUUCACUUUUCGUUUUUUUUUUCUUCAUGCGAUCCUUGUUCAUGAUUGUGCUUCUGUUGUAAGCCAUAUGAUUCCUCUUUCGGGAAUUGCUCUCGUUUAGCAUCUUUUUUACUUUAUUUUUUAAUUGUUAUUAUUUGUUGGAAGCAUGGUUGGUGUGAGUGUGAUUAAGGGGAGUGUUUAGUAGAUUCUGGUAUCUGAGGUUUUCUUGCCAUGAUUGCCAUUAUUCUAAGCAUGUGUUCUCUCAUUUACCUGAUUCUUCUCUCUCCAAUUCACAAAUAUUUUGCAUCUUGUCAUUUUUCAUAUUGCACGUGCUUGAGUUUCUUGCAUAAAAUAUAUAUCCCUUUUUUUUUUAUUUGUACCUUAGAGUUUGGAUCACAAAUGUUAAGAGAAUAUUAGGAUAUUUGAAUAAGAUUGAUAUGGAUAUUAGGCAUUUAUUAUUUGAUUGUUUUCUGAUUUGUUCAUCACCUGUAAAAGCAUAUGAUUAUCAAGUUUAUUAUUCUUGAGUUAUUCACAUGAAUUCUAAAAACAGACAUGGUAGCUUGAAAGAUAUUGUCUUAAACAUUGGCUUCAAAUAGCUUCAAAGUUCCAACACUUCCUUUUGUCUCUGCUAGCAGUUUCUUAUGGAGGAGUGAAGACUGGAUAAAAGACUGAAUUUCCUAUGAAGCCUCAAUCAUGGAAGUGGCUGGCGAGAAAAAAGAGUGGCUUGGCUGAUGGGGGAAAGUCGAGUUUCAAGAUGAAACCUUUGCCUUUUAUGGCAGUUUUGUGUACAGUAAUGCUAUUCAUUGUGUAUAGAACUACAAAAUAUCAGUAUCACCAAGAAGAGAUAGACAAGAGAUGGAAUUUAUGGGGAGAAGGAAAGGGAUAUUCUACAACUUCAGGGAAGCUGAGAGCCUUGCCACAAGGUAUAAUACAUGCUCAUUCAGAUCUUGAGUUAAGGCCCUUGUGGUCAAGAAGUAGUUCGAGGUCAAAGGCUAGUGCUUACACCAACCGUAACUUGCUGGCAGUUCCAGUUGGUAUUAAACAAAAGCAUAAUGUUGAUGCCAUGGUGCAAAAGUUUCUUCCCGAAAAUUUUACUAUUACUUUAUUCCAUUAUGAUGGCAAUGUGAAUGGAUGGAGGGACCUUAACUGGAGUAGCAAGGCCAUACACAUUGUUGCUGUAAAUCAAACAAAGUGGUGGUUUGCUAAAAGAUUUCUGCAUCCUGAUAUAGUGUCUAUUUAUGAUUAUGUCUUUCUUUGGGAUGAGGAUUUAGGAGUGGAGCAUUUUUCUCCUUCAAGAUACCUUAAAAUUAUUAAGGAAGAAGGUUUACAGAUAUCUCAACCUGCCCUUGACCCAAAUUCAACAGAGAUACAUCAUAGAAUUACAAUUAGAUCUAGAACCAAGAAAUUUCACAGAAGAGUUUAUGAACGUAGAGGCAGUACGAGGUGUUCAGAUGCAAGUGAAGGGCCACCAUGCACCGGGUUUGUUGAAGGUAUGGCCCCAGUUUUCUCUCGAUCUGCCUGGUAUUGUACUUGGCAUCUUAUACAGAAUGAUCUUGUCCAUGGGUGGGGAAUGGAUAUGAAACUAGGAUAUUGUGCACAGGGAGAUCGAACAAAAAACGUUGGAGUAGUCGAUAGCGAAUACGUUGUUCAUAAGGGAAUACAAACUUUGGGUGGGAGUGGUCCUGAUACACAAAAGGGUUCAAGACUUAAAAAAACAACAACGAGACAAGGUGGAGCAGCAAUAGAUGUGAGAACUGAGAUACGAAGACAGUCGACGUGGGAACUCGAAACCUUUAAAGAGCGCUGGAACAAAGCUACGGCCGAAGACAAAAGCUGGGUCGAUCCGUUUCCAAACAAGAGUAACCAACGGCGGGUAAGAAGACGGCGCAGUGGCUCGCAGUCUUAACUCUUUUAACGGUUCAUUUAACUAAUCCGGUUGGAUACUUUAAGCUUCAAUUCACAGGCAUCAGCCAUUUUUAUAGGCAUAUAACUUAGUUUGUGUAGUUGAACACUUGAUUCAUUCAAUUUAAAGGAAAAGAAAUCACAUCUUUAGUUA